CAGGUGGAGAGCUAAAAACCAGGCAGCUCAGGACACAUCGGGAGGAAAUUUAACACAAGGAAAAUGAAAGUAUACUUUCUCUUACACUGAAGAGGGAUUACAGAUGUAAAGGGGCCCGACGUUGGCCGCCUGGCCGUAGUUUGAGUGUGUGAACUGCACAUGAGAGCAGUGUGUUUGUUUGCGAGGCGGUAGCGAGGUAAGGCAUCAGAAUAAUGGAGGGAGAGGAGAGGGCCAGGGCAGCUAAUGCGAGGUCGAGCCUGACCGCUCUUCAGGAGCAGCUGAUCUGGGCCCUGCUAGAAUCCGGACUGUCCCGGGACAUCCUGGUCCAAGCCUUGGGGGAACUGGAGCGAGACAGGGCGACUGCUGGUGCAGAGAAGGGAGAGAAAGGAGAUGGAGAGAGCUCUGAAGAAGGAGAAAUGGAUUUCCCACCGCCCAUAUUCCGAGAUUUGGAAAAGCUUCCCCCAGAGGAGGCAGCCAAACUGAGGAGUGAAGUCGACCGGCUACUGCAGGAGGAUCCCUGGCGUGUUGCGAAAAUUGUGAAAAGCUACAUGCAGCAGCACAACCUUCCUCAGAGAGAGGUGGUUGAAUCUACAGGACUCAACCAGUCCCACCUCUCCCAGCACCUCAACAAAGGCACGCCAAUGAAGAACCAGAAGAGAGGUGCUCUGUACACCUGGUACGUCAAGAAGCAGUGCGAGAUUAGCCAGCAGUUCACCAAUGCCAAACAUGGCCUUGGAUCAGGGGAGGACCAAGGAGAGGAAACCAGAAAAGGACGGAGGAACAGGUUCAAAUGGGGUCCUGCGUCCCUGCAGAUCCUCUUCCAUGCAUACGAACGACAAAAGAACCCCAGCAAGGAGGAAAGAGAGGGGUUGGUGGAUGACUGUAACAGGGCAGAGUGUCUACAGAGAGGGGUGUCUCCCUCCCAGCUGGCUGGCCUAGGCUCUAACCUGGUGACGGAGGUCCGGGUGUACAACUGGUUUGCCAACCGGCGCAAAGAGGAGGCCUUCCGUCAUAAACUGGCACUGGACACGCCUUACGGCAACCAGUCUACCUCCUCUUCCAACCCCGCUCUCCCACAUAGUCCUGAGCACGGUGUGAAAUACAGCCAACAAAUUGCAUGUGAAACCCUGAGCUCAGUCAGGGGUAGCGGAGGGGAAAGAGUGGGACGCCUGGUGAUCAGCCCUGUCCAACUGGAGCCCAGCCACACACUCCUCGAGACCCACAAUCCCAAGCCGGUGUCCAGCGGUGGCCCGCUGCCCCCAGUAAGCACUCUGACCUCGCUGCACAGUCUGUCUGCCUCCCCCGCGUCCUCGCAGGGCGUCAUCAUGGCCUCACUGCCCAGCAUCAUGAGUCUGGGAGAGUCCUCACUUUUCAUCGGUUUAGCCUCCACCCAGCCUCAGACCAUACCGGUCAUAAACAACGUGGGGGGCAGUUUCACCACUCUGCAGCCAAUCUCAUUCCAGCAGCAGCUUCACGCCUCCCAGCAGCAGCAAAUAUCACAGCAGCUCCACGGUCACAUGGGUGCCAGUCCAUUCAUGGCAACAAUGGCACAGCUGCCAUGUCACAUGUACAACAAGUCUGAUUCGCCCCAGUACCACUCAUCCAGUCUGCUGUCUCAAGCCAUGGUCAUCACUGACAGCAGCAGCCUGGGGACGCUGACCAGCCUCACUGCUGUCCGACAGAUUCUAACAGCGGAUCCUGAAGAACAGACGGACCCAUCCUUACAGGAAGAAUCUCUGCACCUGCAACCCGCCACACCUGUACCAGCUUCCUCCGAGAGCCUCGAGCUGUACCCCGCCUCUCAGACGACAGAAAGCCACCAGUCUCACCUCCUCUCACCUUCACCAACAGACAUCAGCUCCUACAUUCCUACACAAAUGGUUUCUACUGCGCAAUAGGAGCGCUUUGCCAGCAAGUGUCUACCCACUGUCAGCUGGACUAAUGCAUGUGGUAUCGUUUGGGAUGGACAGAUACCUUAGGUGUAACUUUCCAGAGAAACCACAUCAAAUUUUGGAGGAUGUCUGGGGUCACGGACCACAAGGAUUCAGCUUUGAUGUUUCAAACUCCAAACAACUGGAAUAUGAACAAGGAUCAACAAUAGAGAAGAUUUACUUUUGAUACAACAGGGAAUCCAAUGAAAAAUCAACACCAAAACAUGUUUUUAUUAAAAUAAUUUUUUUAGUAACA
Molecule: messenger RNA, 2187 nt
Organism: Scomber scombrus (Atlantic mackerel)
Lineage: Eukaryota; Metazoa; Chordata; Actinopteri; Scombriformes; Scombridae
Gene: hnf1a
Product: HNF1 homeobox a
Exons: 10
Coding region: 213-1898 (561 amino acids)
Biological process (GO): regulation of transcription by RNA polymerase II; liver development; insulin secretion
Cellular component (GO): nucleus
Molecular function (GO): RNA polymerase II cis-regulatory region sequence-specific DNA binding; DNA-binding transcription factor activity, RNA polymerase II-specific
Source: RefSeq, a predicted model, not a curated record